Messenger RNA from Elephantulus edwardii (Cape elephant shrew), 1944 nucleotides. RefSeq names its product DEAD (Asp-Glu-Ala-Asp) box polypeptide 43 (gene DDX43). Gene Ontology annotation, molecular function: RNA binding; RNA helicase activity; ATP binding. Bases 1 to 1944 code for a protein of 647 amino acids. Lineage: Eukaryota; Metazoa; Chordata; Mammalia; Macroscelidea; Macroscelididae. The transcript is spliced from 16 exons. The record is from RefSeq and is a predicted model, not a curated record.
AUGUCUAGGCAAGGAACUGGCGCCAACACCUUUCCCAGGGUCUUCGUCUCCCGGCGAGCUUCGGCAGUGUCCCGAGCUUCCGACCAGAGAUCAGCGGAGGAGCCUAAUCGAAGAGGUCGAGGAGGACGGAGGGGUGGCAGAGGCGGAUGGAAGGACACCUCCGCUGCCUCAGAAUCGGCGGCCCCUGAGCCUCAGGAACCGCCGCUUUGCUUUCGGGUGAAGAGCGACUUGGUCCGCUUCGUGAUAGGUCGUGGUGGGUCAAAAAUAAGAGACAUCCAAAGUACUACAAACACCAGAAUACAAAUAACAAAAAGGUAUCCUGAAGCAGAGGUCAAAAUAUUUGGAAGCAAGGUGAUGCAGACGAAAGCAAAAGCCGUAAUCGAUACUAUUGUUCAAAAGCAAGAAGAAAACUACAAUGCAGAAUCCAGAGUUAGUAACGCUGCAGUCCAGUCAUCUACUGGACAAAAUGUAAGCACAGACAAUAAUGUUGACACAGAAGAUGAGAUAGACUGGGACCAAAUUAGAGAAGAUGCUUUGAAAUGGAAAAAACAGAAGUGGGCAGAUUUACCUCCAAUUAAGAAAAACUUUUACAUAGAGUCAGCAGAAACAAGCUCUAUGUCCCAAAUGCAGAUAGACCAUUGGAGGAAGGAGAAUUAUAAUGUGAUGUGUGAUGACUUGAAAGAUGGUGAGAAGCGUUGUAUCCCUAAUCCUACCUGUAAAUUUGAGGAUGCUUUUCAGUGUUAUCCUGACAUUAUGGAAAAUAUAAAAAGGGCAGGUUUUCAAAAGCCAACACCAAUUCAGUCACAGACAUGGCCAAUAGUUCUUCAAGGAAUAGAUCUUAUAGGAGUAGCCCAAACUGGAACGGGGAAGACACUGUCCUAUUUAAUGCCUGGAUUUAUUCAUCUUGACUCUCAGCCACUAGCUAGAGGUAAAAGGCUUGGACCUGGCAUGCUAGUCCUGACACCUACUAGAGAAUUAGCUCUUCAAGUAGAAGCUGAAUGUUCUAAGUAUUCAUAUAAAGGUCUCAAAAGUGUUUGUAUAUAUGGUGGUGGAGAUAGAGACGGACAAAUACAGGACCUUACAAAAGGUGUAGAUAUCGUUAUUGCCACUCCUGGAAGAUUGAAUGAUCUGCAAAUGAAUGACUUUGUCAACCUGAAAAGCAUAACCUACUUGGUUUUAGAUGAAGCAGACAAGAUGCUGGACAUGGGAUUUGAGCCUCAGAUAAUGAAAAUUUUACUAGAUGUACGUCCAGACAGGCAAACUAUUAUGACUAGUGCAACUUGGCCACAUGCCGUCCGUCGACUUGCAGAGUCUUAUUUGAAAGACCCUAUGAUUGUAUAUGUUGGCACUUUGGAUCUAGUCGCUGUAAAUACUGUGAAGCAAAAUGUAAUUGUUACCACAGAAGAAGAAAAACGAAGUCAUAUUCAGAUUUUCCUGGAAAGUAUGUCUCCCAAAGACAAAGUCAUUGUGUUUGUCAGCAGGAAAGCUGUUGCUGAUCACUUAUCAAGUGACCUGAUUCUCCGACGGCUAUCAGUUGAGUCUCUUCAUGGCAACAGAGAACAGAGUGACCGAGAGAAAGCAUUAGAGAACUUUAAAACAGGUAAAGUGAGAAUAUUGAUUGCUACUGACUUAGCUUCUCGAGGCCUCGAUGUCCAUGAUGUCACACAUGUCUAUAAUUAUGAUUUUCCCCGGAACAUUGAAGAAUAUGUUCACAGAGUGGGGCGCACUGGAAGAGCAGGGAGAACUGGUGUGUCAAUUACCCUUCUUACCAGAAAUGACUGGAAAGUUGCCACUGACUUGAUUAAUAUCCUGGAAAGAGCAAAUCAGAGCAUACCAGAGGAUCUUGUCUCAAUGGCUGAGAGAUAUAAGGCCAAUAAAGAGAAAAAGGAAAUGGGGAAAAAAAUGGGAAGAUCCCAAGGAAAACCCAAGAAGUUUUAUGACUGA